CUGAAUCUAAAAGAGAGCCCAAGUUCUUUACGGAAUCCUUCUCGCUUCCUAGAGUUUGCUUAUCAACUAAGCUAUUGCAGGCACAUAUUCAAAGUUUGAGAAUGACUGCAAUAUAUUCCCUCUGGGUUCAAUCCAAUCCCCAGCUCCUCCCUAAGAGAAGGGAAAUCAAUAACCGAGCUCUGUCAAACUCUGAAGCAAUUCGACAUCAAAUAGCCUUCGAGAUCAACAAGCAAAACAUCAACAAUGUCGUGCAAUUCAAUUAAUGGGGAAUUUCCAGACAUAUGGGACUGGAUUUCUGCACUACCGGCGGCCUCAGAUUGGCAGAAGGAUGUCAAGUCUCUCAAUCUCUGCAACGGCUCACAGGUUUCCUUACUCUUUUCUGCCAUUAAAAAGCCUGGUUCUCAAGGCAGGGAGGAGCAAGUUAUUUUUUCACUGCUUGCAGAUUUCCAAUUUUCAAUCCCAUUAUGGACAUCAGACCCAUGUAAACUCCAUCCAAAAGAGAAGGCCAUGUAUGGUCUUUUCCUAAAUUUUAUAGAGGGCAUCUUGCUCUACGGUCCACAAAAGCAGGUGCCCCGAAUUGAAAGCCAUAUAGACCAGGCGACGGUCAUGGGUUCGAAGCACUCGAAGGGCAUGUUUAACUGCGCAUUUCUGGCAAUGGCGCUGUGCGUUUGCUAUUACGAGGCGCCAGGGGAUAUCAGGUCAUGCUGUGUGGAAGCUAUAGAGCGGGAACUAGAGAAAGAGGUUAAAAAUAGGGAUAAUUGGAAGGCGGUGCUUGAGGCAGUUGGAAGCAAAAUUGAAGAGCAGGUGAUGAGAUCCAUAGCCCUGCUCAUAACCAACAGGAUUUUCUUACCCAGCAAAGAUCCGGACAGUUUGGCCUGGGAUAGAAGCUUAACUAAGCGAAUUCCCUCGCCCUAUUCUUAUAGUGCCUCCACUAAUGGCCUCUGGAAGAUUAGGGUUUAUACACCUGUUUUAGCUAUGAAAGUUGUGGAUAAACAUUCCAGUUCUAAGGACGAAGGACUUGCUGUCGCUUUAAGUUACCUGCACGUUGAGGCGGUUCUGCAGCUCAGCUAUGUGUUAAAGUUCACUCCUGACUGGAUCGAGGUUCGUGUGAAGGUGGACAAUAUAAGAUGCAAUGUUGUUCCUCUGGUAUCAGAAGAGGUAAUGGAGGAAUGCGCGCUUUCAGAGGAGAAGCAUUUUCCUUCCAGAGUCUCAAUCGAGUUGGCCCCUGAGAACGAGACGAAGCUUCUGGCGGUGUCAUUGAAUAUGUCUUCUGCCAACCCUUCUUACGAGAUGAGCAGCGAAAGGAGCGUGGAGACAGGGUUCGAACCCCCAAGCAGCUUCGCUGUUCUGAAAAUUGCAGGCAAGGAAGGAUCAACAGUGAGCAUGAAAGCUUGGAAGAUGGAGCAAUCUGUGCAGCGGAGCCAGGGCAUUUUCGAUUGGGCUCUCUAUGAUACUCUCACCGCUAAACAAGUCGCCUCCUCCAGGCCCUCCAAGAUGGAGUGGGUGCAGCCCAAGGCCUGGUUUAGGGACAGAUAUUCUUCUGCCCUCAGUCCUUUCACCAGAGAAGGUGGGGUUGUGUUUGCUGGGGAUGAGUAUUCUGAGGAUAUAAUUUGGAAGGUGAAAACAGACAUGGAAGGGAAGAUAAUGAGGUGGGAAGUGGGAGGAAGCAUCUGUGUUACUUAUUGGCCCAACAAGUACAGAACUUUCUUCUGUGAAACCAGGUGCCUGCGCUUCUCUGAGUCUCUUGACCUGCCUCUCCUACGCAGCAGCAAGUAAUAUGUUCAGAGAACAAGUCUACAAGGAGUUUAAGAAAAGCUGUAAAUAAGCAAAAACAAAUGGUCUGUAAAUAGAGAAGAAGUUUAGAAGAUCAGUUUCUUCGAAUUAUAUUGUCUUGGUUUAAAUUGUAUAUAUUUUUUUUCAUCAUAUUCAGUGAUCAAACAGGAGAGGAAAAAUGAGUUAUAUCCUAUCUUUUUUUGGCAAACUGUACUUGUAAAUUUGAAUUCUAUAUAAUAUUAUUUGUA
Molecule: messenger RNA, 2021 nt
Organism: Cryptomeria japonica (Japanese cedar)
Lineage: Eukaryota; Viridiplantae; Streptophyta; Pinopsida; Cupressales; Cupressaceae
Exons: 2
Coding region: 244-1776 (510 amino acids)
Source: RefSeq, a predicted model, not a curated record